Neospora caninum is the source of this 1086-nucleotide messenger RNA. RefSeq lists its product as uncharacterized. The transcript has a single exon. NCBI's taxonomy places the organism in Eukaryota, Apicomplexa, Conoidasida, Eucoccidiorida, Sarcocystidae. The record is from RefSeq and is a predicted model, not a curated record. The coding region runs from base 1 to 1086 and encodes 361 amino acids.
AUGGAAAGGCAGCUAUUUCGCGCCGUGUGUCUGACCCUGCUCGUCGGCGCCGUCCUGUCGUGUGUGGCGUCAGAAACAAGUGAACAGAAGACUGAGGUUGAUUUCACCGCCACCAUCCCGAAAGGGGGACUUGAGAGAGACGUGCAGCAGGUGUUUUCUCUCGGACCUUCCGGCAAGCUCCAAGUCGUCGACGAAACAGGGGAUGCUGUCUACCUUCCCCAGCCCAGCGAAGCCGCUGAUGAGCCUUCCUCGGACCCAUACAGUGCCGCAUAUCUAUUUGAGAAUGGAGCAUGCGACUUUACAAAAAUGGUCGUGUUCAAGGAAGCGUUUCCAGGGUACACAAAGCCAUUAUGGGUUUCUGACGAGACGCCUUCGGGGGAAUCGAAGAAAGCAUCCACACGAGGGAUUGUAAAAUACACGUUUACGAAUCCUCCUGCAGAGUAUGUGGGUGGACGGGUCAGUUUUUGUGUGCGGUUCAGAACAGUGCUUGCUGCGGGGUCGCAGUCAGAAACCAAUACGGGCACUGGUGGGACAUCCAGUUCACCUGGAUCGGGAAACUCUGGUGGUGCUACUAUCCCAAAUGUGCCAGACACGGAGGACGAUAAAGAUCAGAGUGUCCCCGAAAAACCGCCUCCUUCUGAAGCGGUCCCGCAUCCACCGGAGGAUGGUGAUCCAGAUGAACCUAGCGUUCUGCCGGGGCAGACAGACCACAAUUCGGUUGGCGAGUCAGUCGUAUUGCCUGACUCUCUCCGCGUUGCUCCCAGCAGAGCAGGUAUUCCAGCCCCUUCACCGGAGUCGGCUGCUCGUGACACAAACCCAAAUGUACGAGAAUAUUCUCCCUUCUCAGAGUCUAGGGAGAAGCCGACAGACGAAACGUUGCGUGUAAAAGAGGGCAGUAGUGCCAUCGUGACUCGCAUUCGGGGACACGACGGCGCUCCACCGAAGCGGUUCGAUGAGACGCCUGCAGUAGAAGAAGCUUACUUGACUGUUGUCGUACACUCCGCGGCCUGGAGCUCUGCAGCUGGAAUGGGGGGAUUACCGGCUGUUUUUCUCACUGUGGUAGCCGCACUAUUGCAGGUUUCCUAG